Daldinia loculata is the source of this 693-nucleotide messenger RNA. Its product is annotated as DUF1768-domain-containing protein. Lineage: Eukaryota; Fungi; Ascomycota; Sordariomycetes; Xylariales; Hypoxylaceae. The coding region runs from base 1 to 693 and encodes 230 amino acids. The transcript has a single exon. The record is from RefSeq and is a predicted model, not a curated record.
AUGCCGCCCUUCCAGAGCAAGAUUGCAUUACCCAGAUUCGGCCGAAUCGGCCGAAUAGGAAAGGCUUCAUAUGGGCCUGAUCCAGAACCAGAGCCAGACAUCGUCUACUACUGGAAACCCUUCGAGAAAAAGUACGGUUUUAUGUCGAUGUGGUACCCAUCGCCGUUCCGUGACAGUUACGACCCGUCCAAAGUUUACCCAACGGCUGAGCACUACUACUUACACCACAAAGCGCUCUUGUUCGACGACCCUGAAAUCGCCGCCGAGGUCCUUAGGUGUAAAUCUCCACAUAGGGCUAGAGAAUUAACGAAGAAGCUUAAGAACUAUGACCAGGCCGUCUGGGAAACCCAUCGUGAGCGCAUCCUUUACGAGGCAAACUGGCACAAGUUCACGUCACCAUAUACCCCCCGUAACACCCUCCCGGCUACCUGUGAGCUAUGGUUUGAUAUUUCCGACGAGGCAUUAAAGCAUUCGGAACGGUUGAAGGAAGCUCUACUAGAGACAGGUGACCGACAGAUUGUUCAGGCAUCACCGUUGGACUACGUUUGGGGCAACGGAUAUUGGUGGAAGGUAUCAUGGCAACGACGCCAGAGGUGGGGCCUCAAUCUUCAAGGAAUAAUCCUCAUGCAGCUGCGAGACCGUAUCCGACACGAGGAAGAAAUGAAGAAGAUGAUGGAGAGUCCCGAAAACUAG